AUGCAGGAAAAACAAAAUGCAAUUGAAAUAAUAGAGCAAUUACUAAUCAGAAUAGAUUUUUCAAAAAUUCCCACGUUUGAUAAUGCGGUGAUUAAACGAAUUGAGCAGAUACGCGAUAUAUUAACCUCUUUCUAUAAUAAAUGGAACGAUGUAAUAAGAAUAUCUGUGGAGAAUGUAAUAAAAAAAACCAAAUUCACCCAUAGAGAUGAUACGCGAUUCAUGAAAUUAUGCCAAUCGUUGAUUUAUAUUAUUAUUUCGGAUCCGGAAACUUCAAAUCUUAGGCUAUCCGAAUUUAAAAAAUAUUCACUUGAGACAAGUGAAAUGUCAAAAAGUAUUUUAAACGCUCUUGGAAAAUCAUUUUACAUUCUGUUAGAAAAUUUACAUCGAAUUCUAAAUUUUCAUAACGGGAAUAACCUAGAAGUAGAUUUACAAUGGGUUCAAGUGCUCUUAUUAUACAGUUCGCAAUUUGUACGAAAUAUGACAGCGGGUAAUCUAAUGAAAUGUCAUGAUGAAUUGGUCAGCAUAUGGUUUUUUAUAAUGGAGAAACAAGUUCAAUUUACAAGAGAUCAUCGACAAAAUGUUCAAUGGAACAAAAUCAUAUCUUGUUUACAAAUGAUAGCCACGACUUUAACAAAUGAAUCGGGCACGUUUUUAUUCAUGUCAAAUUUAAUAAUGAAUGAAAUUUGGACCAAACCUGAAAGUGAACGUUAUUGGGAUCCGAAGAAAUCAUCAAAUAAUAUUACUUCAGAGUUACAAGUAAAUAAGCAAAAAAGUUUGUCAGUACUGAAGACAACUGAAAUGAUGGUUGAUAAGGACAAUUCAUUUAUCGACCGAAAAGUAGUUUAUCGGCCGAGGCUACAACUUUAUCGUAAAAAUUGGACAUUCAAGAAACCAAUAAGAAUUCAGAAUACUUGGCAAUCGCACUUUGCGAAUAGCCUACUUAUGGAUAAAUUUACAACUGUAGAACCUCCAACUUCAGUAACCAUACACUCAAUGAUACCAAAGGGAACGAAAUUACUGAAUUCUCGUGAUUGGAUAUUGAACGAAGUCUUUAAAUCUCAUCAUCAGUAUUGGAUUUUACUCGACUAUUUAUCCAAUGUGAAUCAUGAAAAAUACAGAGAAUUACAUGAUUUUUUGAUCCGAGCCCUUUUUGCACAUAAUAUACAAUUUUGGCAUUUUACUCAAAAAUCAGAUCCACAAGAAUGUCGUUUAGAGUUGGAUGUUGCUAUAAGAUUAAUAGAUUCAAUGCGUAAAGCAGGAGAUAUUCGACCUCCUAUGACAGAAAUUGGAAGGGUGUUGCCAUAUUUGAAUACAAAGGAUAUAUAUAAUAUGUUAUAUGAAGUGUGGAAAUUUAUAAUGGAGAAUUGGCAACAAUGUCCAUAUUCCGAUAAUUUUAUGGAGCAACAAGAGAAUAAUAAAAUCGGAGAAAUCAAUUAUGAAGAGAGGGUUCGUAACAUAAUGAUAAUUGUACAAAAGAACAUUUUAAAAGUACCAGAUGAAUUAGUUCGUUGUAUAUGUGAUGGAACGAAUAAUCAAUUACUAUCUGAAUGGAAAGAACGAGAAUCUAUUCAUUUAGUUCCUGACAAUUUUCUCUCUUCUACGGUUAAUCACCUUCAAGCUAAACUUGAAGAUUACUGGAGAGUAUCACCAGCCAUGGCACAAUCUGAAGCGAUUCAAUCAAUUGAUGUCUUUAUCAUGACGAUUCAUUAUAUUCUCAUUAAAUCUAUUCAAACGCUGGCGUCGUCACCAAAAAUUUCCAUUACAUUCUAUAAGCAAUCUUCUGGUCACAUUAUCCACGAGAUCCCUUGCGAAUCGGAUCGAAAGAUGUUUGAUAACUUUAGCGAAAUCGGAUACAACUUGCUCCAUAAUAAAAAAAUUAACGAAAAAUGUGAAUUACAUUUUAUUGAAAAAUUUAAUGGUUAUGGGUUCAGGUGGAAAAGGUACUACGAUUACAGAAAUGAAUGCGUAAGGUUGAAUGUAUCUAUUAAAACAAAGACUGAUGAGAUACUACAAAGAGUAAAAAUUGCUUCUUUUAAUAAUGGAGCUAGUAAUAAUAAUGGUGGUGCUAAUCACAUCUAG
Messenger RNA from Funneliformis mosseae, 2079 nucleotides. NCBI's taxonomy places the organism in Eukaryota, Fungi, Glomeromycota, Glomeromycetes, Glomerales, Glomeraceae. The record is from the annotation of a GenBank genome assembly.